Molecule: messenger RNA, 2709 nt
Organism: Glycine soja
Lineage: Eukaryota; Viridiplantae; Streptophyta; Magnoliopsida; Fabales; Fabaceae
Product: G-type lectin S-receptor-like serine/threonine-protein kinase At1g67520
Exons: 8
Coding region: 44-2659 (871 amino acids)
Biological process (GO): protein phosphorylation
Molecular function (GO): protein serine/threonine kinase activity; ATP binding
Source: RefSeq, a predicted model, not a curated record
UGUUGCAGAGUUCACAGCUCAGGCAUUACAUGUUACACCACCAAUGGCUUUCGGCAACAGAAUACUAUACUUCAUUACUUUCACUUGUCUCCUGCACUCAACAAAGCCUUCAAACUUUAACGGUGACACGCUAUUCCAAGGUCAUGAUCAGCUCACAACAACCAACUCUUUGAUCUGCUCUUCAGGUUUGUUCACACUGAGUUUCUUUCAGCUCGAUGAGUCUGAAUAUUUCUACCUUGGAAUUAGACUCUCAGUUGUUAAUUCUAGUUAUAACUGGGUUGCCAAUAGAGACGAGCCAAUCCGUGACCCUUCAGUGGCUCUCACAAUUGAUCAAUAUGGUAACUUGAAAAUUAUUUCCAACGGUGGAAAUUCCACUAUCAUGCUCUAUUCUUCUUCUAAACCUGAAAGUAAUAGCAACAGUACUAUCAUCACCAGUGCCAUCUUGCAAGAUAAUGGCAACUUUGUGCUUCAGGAAAUAAACCAAGAUGGAUCUGUGAAGAACAUAUUGUGGCAAAGCUUUGAUUAUCCCACAAACAUGCUUUUACCAGGGAUGAAGCUAGGGUUUGACAGAAAAACAGGCCAAAAUUGGUCUAUAACAUCAUGGAGAAGUGGUAAGUCUCCUUUGUCAGGGUCCUUCAGCCUUGGCCUUGACCACAAAACGAAGGAAAUGGUGAUGUGGUGGAGAGAGAAGAUUGUUUGGAGUAGUGGCCAAUGGAGCAAUGGAAAUUUUGCCAAUUUAAAGUCCUCACUUUACGAGAAGGACUUCGUUUUUGAGUACUACUCAGAUGAAGAUGAAACGUACGUGAAGUAUGUGCCUGUUUAUGGUUAUAUCAUAAUGGGAUCUUUGGGUAUAAUAUAUGGUAGCAGUGGUGCCAGUUAUUCAUGCAGUGAUAACAAGUACUUUCUGUCUGGUUGUUCAAUGCCAAGUGCACACAAAUGCACGGACGUUGAUAGUUUGUACUUAGGCAGUAGCGAGAGUAGAUAUGGGGUAAUGGCAGGGAAAGGGUUCAUAUUUGAUGCAAAGGAGAAACUAAGCCAUUUUGAUUGCUGGAUGAAGUGCUUGAAUAAUUGCUCUUGCGAGGCUUACUCUUAUGUUAAUGCGGAUGCAACUGGUUGUGAGAUAUGGAGCAAGGGCACAGCAAACUUUUCUGACACUAACAAUUUGAUCACUGGUAGCCGCCAAAUUUACUUCAUUCGGAGUGGAAAAGGCAAGACUACUAGCAUAUGGAUCAUAAGCGGAAUAGUAGGAGGAGCUCUUCUCCUGAUCAUUUCAUGCUUUACGUGCAUUAAGUUAUGGAUAAAACUCAAAGAAAGAGCUGAAAAGCGUAAGAAGCAAAAAGAACUACUAACUGAUAUUGGAAGAAGCACUGCCAUUUCCAUUGCAUACGGUGAAAGAAAAGAACAGAGGAAAGAUGGAAACACAAGUGAUGAAACAUAUAUAUUUGACUUUCAAACUAUUCUUGAGGCAACUGCUAAUUUUUCUUCCACCAAUAAAAUAGGGGAGGGAGGCUUUGGACCUGUCUACAAGGGGAAGCUGUCAAAUGGGCAAGAAAUUGCUAUAAAGAGACUAUCCAAAAGUUCAGGACAGGGGCUGAUAGAGUUCAAAAAUGAAGCAAUGCUAAUCGUCAAACUUCAGCACACUAGUCUAGUGAGGCUUCUUGGUUUUUGUAUAGACAGAGAAGAAAGAAUAUUAGUCUACGAGUAUAUGCCCAACAAAAGCUUGAAUUUAUAUCUCUUUGAUUCCAACAAGAGAAACAUGUUAGAAUGGAAGAUACGAUGUCAAAUUAUUGAAGGAGUUGCUCAAGGACUCGUAUAUUUACAUCAAUAUUCAAGAUUAAAAGUGAUACACAGAGACUUGAAAGCUAGCAACAUUUUAUUGGACAAUGAGUUGAAUCCAAAAAUAUCAGAUUUUGGAACAGCUAGAAUAUUUGAACUAGCAGAAUCAGAAGAACAAACAAACAGAAUUGUCGGGACAUAUGGCUAUAUGUCUCCAGAAUAUGCAAUGAGGGGUGUUAUCUCGACUAAAAUAGAUGUGUAUAGUUUUGGAGUCUUGCUACUAGAGAUAGUAAGUGGAAAGAAAAAUAGUGAUGAUUACCCACUCAAUCUUGUUGUUUAUGCAUGGAAAUUAUGGAACGAAGGUGAAGCUCUAAAUCUAACGGACACAUUGUUGGAUGGGUCAUGCCCUCCCAUCCAAGUGUUACGCUACAUUCAUAUUGGUCUUUUAUGCACUCAAGAUCAAGCAAAAGAGAGGCCAACUAUGGUCCAAGUUGUUUCUUUUCUAUCAAAUGAAAUUGCUGAAUUGCCUCUACCUAAGCAACCAGGAUUUUGUAGCAGUGAAUCCAUGGAAGAGAUAGAGCAGCCUAAAAGUUGUUCAAAUGAGAUAACAAUGUCAUUGACAUCAGACUUGCAGUGUGUUUCACAAAUCACAACCACUUCACAGAACGUGCCAACCAACAAUAAUGGCUUUCAGCCAAAGUAUACUAUGCUUCAUCGUUUUCACUUGUAUCCUGCACAUAACAAAACCUUCAAACUUGAACGAAGACACGUUACUCCAGGGUCUUCAGCUCACAACAACCCACCGUUUGAUUUCAUCUUCAAAUUGGUAUGCGUAGAGUUUCUUUCAGUUCAAUGGCUCUCAAGAUUUCUACCUUGGAAUUAGACUAUCAUCAUCUGAUAACUCAAGUUCUAGUUAUUUCUGGAUUGCCAAUA